Molecule: messenger RNA, 174 nt
Organism: Coprinopsis cinerea okayama7#130
Lineage: Eukaryota; Fungi; Basidiomycota; Agaricomycetes; Agaricales; Psathyrellaceae
Exons: 3
Coding region: 1-174 (57 amino acids)
Source: RefSeq, a predicted model, not a curated record
AUGCAUAUAAUCGGGGAAAGGUCAGAAAACACUGAGCUUCUCAAUGAGAGAAAGUAUACUUAUGCCGAGUACAAGGUGCCAGAAGUAAGAAGCAGAAGUAACACAGGCCGUAGUACUAUCAACUGGAGGAGAGCAAGUCACCGAGUUCUCUUCGACAUUGAUCUAUGUACUUAG